CCCGCCCCUAGGUCGAGGGGGCGGGCGGGCUGGCUGGCGGAGCGACCGUCGGGCCGGGGGCUGAGCCGGUGUCCGCGGCGUCUUCCCGACCCCGCCCCGCUGCUGCAGAAGGAUGAGCCAGCGUCUCCCUGGGGAGCAGCAGGCGGCGCCACCCGGACAGGUUUUAAAGCAGCUAAAUGGAGUCUGAGCAGCUGUUUCAUAGAGGCUACUAUCGAAACAGUUACAACAGUAUAACUAGUGCAAGCAGCGAUGAGGAGCUUUUAGAUGGAGCAGGUGUAAUUAUGGACUUCCAGACCUCUGAAGAUGACAAUCUCUUGGAUGGUGAUGCAUCAAUUGGAACUCAUUAUACAAUGACAAAUGGAGGAAGUAUCAACAGUUCAACGCAUUUACUGGAUCUUCUGGAUGAACCAAUUCCUGGAGUAGGAACAUACGAUGACUUCCAUACCAUUGACUGGGUUCGAGAGAAGUGCAAAGACAGAGAAAGGCACAGACGGAUUAACAGCAAGAAGAAAGAAUCAGCAUGGGAGAUGACAAAAAGUUUGUAUGAUGCGUGGUCAGGAUGGCUAGUAGUCACACUAACUGGUUUGGCAUCAGGGGCAUUGGCAGGAUUAAUUGACAUUGCUGCUGACUGGAUGACUGACUUAAAGGAAGGCAUUUGCCUUAGUGCUUUGUGGUUUAACCAUGAGCAGUGUUGUUGGGGUUCAAAUGAGACAACAUUUGAGGAGAGGGAUAAAUGUCCACAGUGGAAAACAUGGGCAGAACUAAUAAUUGGGCAAGCAGAAGGUCCAGGUUCAUACAUAAUGAACUACAUAAUGUACAUUUUCUGGGCUUUGAGCUUUGCCUUCUUAGCAGUUUCUCUGGUGAAGGUAUUUGCUCCCUAUGCCUGUGGCUCAGGGAUACCUGAGAUAAAAACUAUUUUGAGUGGCUUCAUCAUAAGAGGUUAUUUGGGGAAGUGGACUUUGAUGAUAAAAACAAUUACUUUAGUCUUGGCUGUCGCAUCAGGUUUGAGUUUAGGAAAAGAAGGUCCCUUGGUACAUGUUGCCUGCUGCUGUGGGAAUAUUUUUUCCUACCUCUUCCCAAAGUACAGCACAAAUGAAGCUAAAAAAAGAGAGGUAUUGUCAGCUGCCUCAGCAGCAGGGGUAUCUGUAGCCUUUGGUGCCCCCAUUGGUGGAGUCCUUUUCAGUCUGGAGGAGGUCAGUUACUAUUUCCCACUGAAAACUUUAUGGAGAUCAUUUUUUGCUGCUUUAGUAGCUGCAUUUGUUUUAAGGUCCAUCAAUCCUUUUGGUAAUAGCCGCCUAGUUCUUUUUUAUGUGGAAUACCACACUCCUUGGUACCUUUUUGAACUGCUUCCUUUCAUUCUUCUGGGAGUAUUUGGUGGGCUCUGGGGAGCAUUUUUCAUCCGAGCAAACAUUGCAUGGUGCCGUCGACGUAAAUCUACGAAAUUUGGGAAGUACCCUGUCCUGGAGGUUAUUAUUGUUGCAGCAAUAACAGCUGUCAUUGCAUUCCCUAAUCCAUACACAAGGCUAAACACCAGUGAGCUUAUCAAAGAGCUCUUCACAGACUGUGGGCCGUUAGAGUCCUCCUCCCUCUGUGACUACAGAAAUGAUAUGAAUGCAAGCAAAAUAGUAGAUGAUAUUCCUGAUCGUCCAGCAGGCACUGGAGUCUAUUCAGCUAUAUGGCAGUUGUGUUUAGCACUCAUAUUUAAAAUAAUCAUGACAGUCUUCACCUUUGGUAUCAAGGUUCCAUCUGGGUUGUUCAUACCUAGUAUGGCAAUUGGAGCAAUAGCUGGAAGGAUUGUUGGAAUUGCAGUGGAGCAGCUGGCUUACUACCAUCAUGACUGGUUCAUUUUCAAGGAGUGGUGUGAAGUUGGAGCUGACUGUAUUACACCUGGUCUUUAUGCCAUGGUUGGAGCUGCUGCAUGCUUAGGUGGUGUGACAAGAAUGACUGUGUCCCUCGUAGUUAUUGUCUUUGAGCUAACAGGAGGGCUGGAAUAUAUUGUUCCUCUAAUGGCUGCAGUCAUGACCAGUAAGUGGGUAGGAGAUGCCUUUGGUAGGGAAGGCAUCUAUGAGGCACACAUCCGACUGAAUGGAUAUCCUUUCUUGGAUGCAAAGGAAGAGUUUACUCACACAACCCUGGCUGCUGAUGUUAUGAGACCUCGAAGAAGCGACCCACCGUUAGCUGUUCUGACGCAGGAUAAUAUGACAGUUGAAGACAUAGAAAACUUAAUCAAUGAAACCAGCUAUAAUGGUUUUCCUGUUAUUAUGUCAAAAGAAUCACAGAGACUGGUGGGCUUUGCUCUAAGAAGAGAUCUAACUAUUGCAAUAGAAAGUGCUAGGAAGAAGCAGGAAGGGAUUGUUGGCAGUUCCAGGGUCUGUUUUGCCCAGCAUACCCCAUCACUUCCAGCAGAAAGCCCUCGACCACUGAAGCUUAGAAGCAUACUUGAUAUGAGCCCUUUCACCGUGACAGACCACACACCAAUGGAAAUAGUGGUGGAUAUUUUCCGGAAGCUAGGUCUGAGGCAGUGCCUUGUCACACACAAUGGGAUUGUCUUGGGGAUCAUCACAAAGAAGAACAUAUUAGAGCAUCUCGAGCAACUAAAGCAGCACGUCGAACCCUUGGCGCCUCCUUGGCAUUAUAACAAAAAAAGAUAUCCUCCGUCAUAUGGCCCAGACGGCAAACCAAGACCCCGCCUCAAUAAUGUUCAACUGAAACCCAUAGCUGAGGAGAGAGAGGAAACAGAAGAGGAGGUUCAUUUGUUGAAUAGCACAACACUUUAGUCUGAGGGAUACUUCUAUAAUCAGAGACGAGAGCUGGGUUUUUGCAUAACAGUGCUGCUGGCAAUCAAUCAGGAGUUGGUCUGAGGGAAUACAUGGCGAGGAGGAAGGCUGAUGGGAGCGUGGGAAGGGAGGAGCUGCUGUCCUGCACUGGAUGCGUCCCGAGACGUCAGGUCUGCCAUGAUAGUGCAGUGGGUGAGCCGUGCGAGGUGGCACAAUUCUCCCGCCCCAACCUGGUACUUCAGCAUUGAAGAGAUGUGUUAUUAGUCCCUGUUUCUGGAGGGAUCAUUCUGAAUUGAGCCAUCUUACAGAGACUGAAAGGUCUUGCCCUUUUUACCAUUGAAAACUGUUGUGUUAACUCAUGAAACGUGUUAAUUAUUACAUGUCACCUUUCUACAUUCCAGAAGAGCUUUAUUUCUCUCUCUCCUGAGCCGUAACAAAGCCUCUUUAAAAUUGGUAUGCCCUGUUGAAGCAGUUGUUUCUCAUAUUGAGAUGUACUGUGAGUUACUGAGGUUAGAUCACAGGAAGGGAGGGUUUUCUUGUGCCAUUAAAUGCAUAAGUUUGUACAUCACAGAAUGCUUGGAGCAGUAGAGACCCACUGCACCAAAUCCAGGUUGAACAGGGAAUACCUUGCAAGAACCAUGUGAAACUUCUUUCAACCCCAUGUGCUGUUGUGAUACGAGAAAAAUUAAAACCAGUUGAAACUACUGUUUCAAAGGAAAAUACUGGUUUUGUUGCAGAAAAUAUCAGUAACGUGACCUGGUCUUAUGCAAUUUUUGUAUUAUUGAGAACACUAUGAUGAUAUAUACCAAUGUUGUGCAGUAUAAGGAAAAGUACUGCUAUUCUACUAGUUAAGAGCUGGAACAAUUCUGUAUACGUGUAUCUGGUAAAAACUGCAUGCUACAACACUGGAGAUCCUCCCCUUGCUCCUGACCCCCCUCCUCCUACAACUUGAGAACGGUCAGUUUUUAUUUUUUCUUCUCCACAAAAGAUGUUCCACUGCUGACAUGGUAGGAAGAAAUGUAACUCAUAACUUGCACUAAAUGUAUAUUAUUUUUCUCAAAGUUUUACCAUUCUUUAUUUAUAUUUGUAUGGAUUAAAAAA
Messenger RNA from Dryobates pubescens (Downy woodpecker), 3878 nucleotides. RefSeq names its product chloride voltage-gated channel 3 (gene CLCN3). Gene Ontology annotation, molecular function: voltage-gated chloride channel activity. Gene Ontology annotation, cellular component: Golgi apparatus; early endosome; membrane. The transcript is spliced from 14 exons. NCBI's taxonomy places the organism in Eukaryota, Metazoa, Chordata, Aves, Piciformes, Picidae. Bases 177 to 2777 code for a protein of 866 amino acids. The record is from RefSeq and is a predicted model, not a curated record. Gene Ontology annotation, biological process: transmembrane transport; chloride transport.